Messenger RNA from Mandrillus leucophaeus (drill), 3620 nucleotides. It is a transcript of the gene CTBP1, whose product is annotated as C-terminal binding protein 1. Bases 1381 to 2820 code for a protein of 479 amino acids. The transcript is spliced from 10 exons. Gene Ontology annotation, molecular function: NAD binding; oxidoreductase activity, acting on the CH-OH group of donors, NAD or NADP as acceptor; transcription corepressor activity. NCBI's taxonomy places the organism in Eukaryota, Metazoa, Chordata, Mammalia, Primates, Cercopithecidae. The record is from RefSeq and is a predicted model, not a curated record.
UUUCUCCUGUCCUUUUAGUUUCUGUUUUUAUGCAGGAUCCGGGUGCCACGGGGGGAUCUGGCCUUCAGGGCAGGAGGCUGCAGCGCAGGUCAUAGGGGGCCCAGACGCAGGCAGUGGGAUCCCCCUCCACAGUGUUGCUCUUGGGCCCUCCAUCGGGAGCCCCAUACAGCACCUGCCAUGAGGAGUGGUGCUGGGGACCCUGGAUGGGAGCUGUGUGUGGGGCUACACCUCAGCCCCUGUGAUGGUGUCUCUGGAAGCUGGAGGCGGUCAGCCUGUAUGCUUGAGUCCUGCAGAGGGAAUUGAGGGGCGGAGAUUUGUCUGCGAGGCCUCUGGCAGGGGUCGGCCUUACGGUGCACCACCAGGGUCUUAGGCUUGGCUGAGUGGCCCCUCCUGGCCUGGCAGGCAGUCGUCUCUGCCCAUGCCUGCCACGCUGCUGGGCUGGUGGUGGCUGGCUCCUGUCCUGGUUAGCCUGAUGUCAGCUGCACGUUGGGGUCAGCGCCUGUGCUGUGUCUUCAUGCCAGAGCAGGGGUCAGGUGUGGGUGGCUCAGUGACACCCUCCCGAGGGCUGGGCAAUCGUGUGCACUCCCAGCACCCUCUACCUUGCAGGGCUGCGUUCCUGGAAGGCUUGGCCCCCUCAGGUGCCCCCUGCCCCUGUGCAUUCAGCCAUCAGGGUUCAUGCCCUCAGCUUCCCGCCAGGCCCUGGUCGUAGCCGUCAGGAAGAGCUGAGCCGUGCUUUUGGGAGAAUCGAGGGAAUGUCGCUGGGAUGCACCAAGGGUCGGAGGUGGAGCUGGCGUGGCCCAGGGCAGGCAGUACCAGGCCGGUUGCUGGAAAGCCAGCAGCUCCUCUCCCGGUGGCUCCUGGGAAGUUCCACAUCCUUGCCUGGUCACAGAGGCCCGGGAAUCGGUGACAUGAGAUAGAAGCUUCCAGAACAGGAGGCAGAGCCCUUCCGCAGUUUCCCUGCCCACAGCACACACCCUGUGCCCUCCACCCCCUGGUUUUUGAACACUGGGGACAUCUGGGUGCGGCUAGAGCCUGUGGGGGUGGCCGCAGCCCCGGGGGGCUGUUCCCAAGAGUCAGCCUAGGGGCCACUGGGGCCUGGCCUCGGGCCUGGCACUGCGACCUCGGGGUGAGCACCCCUCGUGUGUGCGGCAGGAGCCGGGGCCCCUGGCUGGCAGCAGGCUCCCGAGUCCAGUAAGACUUUGACCCCGACGCAGGCUUCAGUGAUUGCCGUGGAUCAGAAGCCUGAGCGCUUUGGCUCAAGACAAUUAAGGACGUGGGAUGAGGCUCCGAGACAGGACGCGGUUCUGCCUGGGGAUCCUGAAGAUAAAAAGCUUUGAAAAGUCGAAUUCAUGGUCGUGGAAGCUGAGGCCAUAUUAAGAGAUGUCAGGCGUCCGACCUCCAAUCAUGAACGGGCCCCUGCACCCGCGGCCCCUGGUGGCGCUGCUGGACGGCCGGGACUGCACAGUGGAGAUGCCCAUCCUGAAGGACGUGGCCACUGUGGCCUUCUGCGACGCGCAGUCCACGCAGGAGAUCCACGAGAAGGUCCUGAACGAGGCCGUGGGGGCCCUGAUGUACCACACCAUCACACUCACCAGGGAGGACCUGGAGAAGUUCAAAGCCCUCCGCAUCAUCGUCCGGAUCGGCAGUGGUUUUGACAACAUUGACAUCAAGUCGGCUGGGGAUUUAGGCAUCGCUGUCUGCAACGUGCCUGCGGCGUCUGUGGAGGAGACGGCCGACUCGACGCUGUGCCACAUCCUGAACCUGUACCGGCGGGCCACCUGGCUGCACCAGGCAUUGCGGGAGGGCACGCGAGUCCAGAGCGUCGAGCAGAUCCGCGAGGUGGCGUCCGGCGCCGCCAGGAUCCGUGGGGAGACCUUGGGCAUCAUCGGACUCGGUCGCGUGGGGCAGGCGGUGGCGCUGCGGGCCAAGGCCUUCGGCUUCAACGUGCUCUUCUACGACCCUUACCUGUCGGACGGCGUGGAGCGGGCGCUGGGGCUGCAGCGGGUCAGCACCCUGCAGGACCUGCUUUUCCACAGCGACUGCGUGAGCCUGCACUGCGGCCUCAACGAGCACAACCACCACCUCAUCAACGACUUCACCGUCAAGCAGAUGAGACAAGGGGCCUUCCUGGUGAACACGGCCCGGGGCGGCCUGGUGGACGAGAAGGCACUGGCCCAGGCCCUGAAGGAGGGCCGGAUCCGCGGCGCGGCCCUGGACGUGCACGAGUCGGAACCCUUCAGGUGCCCUCACAGCCAGUGUCACCCCCUGCUCUUCCCUGCCCACCAUCCUGCCGGCCUUGACCUGCAGAUGGCGCCUCCGCCAGGCCGGGCACUUACUUGUACUCAGGCCUCUCGCUGGCUGGCACAGGGGAGUUUGCUGCUCACUGUGGGCUUUAGCCAGGGCCCCCUGAAGGAUGCACCCAAUCUUAUCUGCACCCCCCACGCUGCGUGGUACAGCGAGCAGGCGUCCAUCGAGAUGCGAGAGGAGGCGGCACGGGAGAUCCGCAGAGCCAUCACAGGCCGGAUCCCAGACAGCCUGAAGAACUGUGUCAACAAGGACCAUCUGACGGCAGCCACCCACUGGGCCAGCAUGGACCCCGCUGUCGUGCACCCUGAGCUCAACGGGGCCGCCUAUAGGUACCCUCCAGGCGUGGUGGGCGUGGCCCCCACUGGCAUCCCAGCUGCUGUGGAAGGUAUCGUCCCCAGCGCCAUGUCCCUGUCCCAUGGCCUGCCCCCUGUGGCCCACCCACCCCAUGCCCCUUCUCCUGGCCAAACCGUCAAGCCCGAGGCAGAUAGAGACCACGCCAGUGACCAGUUGUAGCCCGGGAGGAGCUCUCCAGCCUCAGCGCCUGGGCAGAGGGCCUGGAAACCCUCGGACCAGAGUGUGUGGAGGAGGUGCCUGUGUGGCGGCCCUGGCACUGCAGAGACUGGUCCGGGCUGUCAGGAGGCGGGAGGGGGCAGCGCUGGGCCUCGUGUCGCUUGUCGUCCGUCCUGGGGGCGCUCUGCCCCGUGUCCUUCGCGUUCCUCGUUAAGCAGAAGAAGUCAGUAGUUACUCUCCCACGAACCUUCUUGUCUGUGUACAGUUUUUAGAACAUCACAAAGGAUCUGUUUGCUUCGCUGUCAACAAAAAGAAAACCUGAAGGAGCAUUCGGAAGUCAAUUUGAGGGUUUUUUUUUUUGGUUUUUUUUUUUUCUUUUUUUUGUAUGUUGGAACGUGCCCCAGAAUGAGGCAGUUGGCAAACUUCUCAGGACAAUGAAUCCUUCCCGUUUUUCUUUUUAUGCCACACAGUGCAUUGUUUUUUCUACCUGCUUGUCUUAUUUUUAGAAUAAUUUAGAAAAACAAAACAAAGCUGUUUUUCCUAAUUUUGGCAUGAACCCCCCCUUGUUCCAAAUGAAGACGGCAUCACGAAGCAGCUCCAAAAGGAAAAGCUUGGGCGGUGCCCAGUGUGCCCGCUGCCCAUCGACAUCUGUCCUGGGGAUGUGGAGGGUGGCAGCGUCCCCGCCUGCACCGGUGCCGUCCUGCUGAUGUGGUAGGCUAGCAAUAUUUUGGUUAAAAUCAUGUUUGUGACUGUAACCAUUUGUAUGAAUUAUUUUAAAGAAAUAAAAAUCCCGGAAAGAGCCA